AACUGACAACAUACCAUUGAUUUCAAACAACGAAAGGUUACGAUGAAUCCCGGAUGACGCAAACUCUAUCCACCUAAAUAAACCUGCUUACAUGUGAUUCCUUAGAGUUAAAGAGUCAAUGGCUCUUUCGAUCCUCACUCGGUUCUUUACUUCUACUUCUUCAUUGUUCUCUUCCACUCUCAUCUUCAACCAUUUCAGUAAAAGAACCGUCUUCACUAUCGCUACUAAGAAGAAGACUCAACCCCAGAGAUACAAAAUAAUGGCUUCUUCACAAGCUCAAGUACCCUUAUCAGAAGACCAAAAAAUAACAGCUCCAUACGGUUCAUGGAAAUCCCCCAUCACCGCCGACGUCGUUUCAGGCUCCUCCAAACGGCUUGGAGGCACCGCCGUUGACUCCCAAGGCCAUCUCUUUUGGCUCGAGUCACGCCCUUCUGAAUCAGGACGGGCAGUUCUUGUGAAAGGAGCGGAGAAGCCUGGAGAUGAACCUUUUGAUAUUACGCCAAAGGAGUUUGCUGUACGUACAGUGGCUCAAGAGUAUGGAGGAGGAGCGUUUAGGAUUUCUGGGGAUACUGUUGUUUUCUCCAAUUAUAUAGAUCAGAGAUUGUACAAGCAAUCAAUCAGUUCCAAAGAUCCUUGUCCUGUACCAAUUACUCCAGAUUAUGGAGGACCGGUUGUGAGUUAUGCUGAUGGAGUUUUUGAUUCAAGGCUUGACCGUUAUAUCACUGUAAUGGAAGAUCGCCGUGAAAGUAGUAUAAAUGCAACCACAACAAUCGCAGCAGUAUCACUUGAUGAUGGGAACCAAGAGCCAAAAGUAUUAGUGAGUGGCAAUGAUUUCUAUGCUUUCCCACGCUUGGACCCCAAAGGUGAAAGGAUGGCAUGGAUUGAAUGGAGCCACCCUAACAUGCCGUGGGAUAAAGCAGAGCUCUGGGUUGGCUAUAUUUCUGAGAAUGGAGAUCUGUACAAACGUGUUUGUGUAGCUGGUUGUGAUCCUAAAAUUGUGGAGUCUCCCACUGAGCCGAAGUGGUCCCCAACAGGAGAACUUUUUUUCAUAACGGAUAGAAAAAGUGGAUUUUGGAAUCUCCAUAAAUGGGUUGAAUCAAAGAAUGAGGUGCUUCCACUUUAUUGCUUGAAUGCUGAGUUUGCAAGACCAUUGUGGAUUUUUGGAAUGAAUUCUUAUGAGUUCAUCAAGAGUGAGGUGGAAAAAACCUUGAUUGCCUGCAGCUACAGGCAAAAUGGGAGGUCACAUCCUGGAAUUCUAGAUGUUGUUCAGGGUUCAAUUUCUCUGCUUGAUAUUCCUUUCACAGAUAUAGACAAUAUUACCUCAUGGGAAAACUGUCUCUAUGUUGAGGGAGCCUCUGUAACUCAUCCUUCAUCAGUGGCUAAGGUGACUCUAGAUGAUCAUAAAGUAAAUGUAGUUGAUUUCAAGAUUAUUUGGUCGUCUUCACCGGAUAGUUUAAAGUAUGAGUCCUACUUCAGUCUGCCAGAGUUAAUUGAAUUUCCAACAGAGGUUCCUGGCCAAAAUGCCUAUGCAUACUAUUAUCCACCAUCUAAUCCCCUCUACCAAGUGAGCCAGGAAGAAAAGCCUCCGUUGCUGUUGAAAAGUCAUGGAGGGCCUACAAGUGAAACACGUGGAAUUUUGAACCUCAGCAUCCAGUACUGGACUAGUCGAGGCUGGGCAUUUGUGGAUGUUAAUUAUGGCGGAAGCACUGGUUAUGGGAGACAAUAUCGUGAGAGACUUUUGGGGCAAUGGGGAAUUGUUGAUGUUGAUGACUGUUGCAGCUGUGCUAGAUUUUUGGUGGAGAAGGGGAAGGCAGAUGAGGAACGACUCUUUAUAACAGGAGGCUCUGCUGGUGGGUACACAACCUUAGCCGCCCUUGCUUUUAGAGAUAUGUUCAAGGCUGGAGCUUCUCUCUAUGGUGUAGCUGACUUGAGCUUGUUGAGGGCAGAGACUCACAAAUUUGAAUCUCAUUAUAUUGAUAACCUUGUUGGAAGUGAGACGGAUUACUUUGAGAGGUCACCUAUCAAUUUUGUUGAUAAAUUUUCUUGCCCCAUCAUUCUCUUCCAGGGAUUGGAAGAUAAGGUUGUACCCCCUGAUCAAGCUCGUAAAAUCUACCAGGCAUUGAAGGAAAAGGGUUUGCCUGUUGCUCUUGUGGAGUAUGAGGGAGAACAACAUGGUUUCCGCAAGGCUGAAAACAUUAAAUUCACACUAGAACAACAAAUGGUUUUUUUUGCACGGUUGGUUGGACGCUUCAAUGUUGCUGAUGAGAUUACACCAAUCAAGAUAGACAACUUCGACUGAUCAAUUACAGAAACUUUUGGUUCUAGCAUUUCAGUAAUGAUGAUCUACGUCUAGCUCGCCUCACCAUCACCUCACAGAUUGGAGGCUUUUCACACCUGUCUGCAUACGGAUGUUGUUACUCCUCUCAAGUCAAACUCUAAUAAAUAGAUGCUGGUCCUAUUUAUGCACUAUCUAGAUGAGCUGCGGGUUGCUCCAGCCACUGCAUCCAAACUCAUGUGUCCCGCAACUCCCACCGACAAGUCUGAUUGAAUUCUAUCUUGCCUAAUGCUUUCAUAUUGUAAGCGUCACCUUUUCGGACCCACUUCUGAGUUACUCUCCACAGAUCGAUCCGACAUUGUCCACCAUGUUUUCAUCAGGCGACAGAUCAAUUUGGUACCUUGCCACACCAUCUUUGUGUCAGGCGAGGAACUCGUGGCCAAUUUUUCUCCAUAUAGAAUUAUCUGGGCUUCCUUGUUUCUUCCCCUUUCAAAUCCAAUUUCCUGGCUCCAGCCCAGCUCUCUCUUUUAUUUCAGUAAGGCAAUUAGGCUUUAGCCAUGUGACUGGGUCUUUCUGAUGUCAGGAUUAGUGGGUCGGCAUUGAGACAUCUAACAUUGUUUCAUUGCAGAUAAUGCCUUCCCACUUCUAGAAGUUGACAAAUACCCUUACCAUAUCUAGCCGGCUAUAUUGUAUUUUAAUGGCAAAAUCAAAUCUAUUCCCAUUCAUUUAUCUCAAAUCUGUUAGUCUCUGGUUUUCUCCCGCAAGCCUGUAAUCUUAAAGAAAACAAUGACAAUGGUCAGGGUAUGAGGUUUCCAGGUA
Theobroma cacao (cacao) is the source of this 3094-nucleotide messenger RNA. Its product is annotated as alpha/beta-Hydrolases superfamily protein. Lineage: Eukaryota; Viridiplantae; Streptophyta; Magnoliopsida; Malvales; Malvaceae. The record is from RefSeq and is a predicted model, not a curated record. Gene Ontology annotation, molecular function: serine-type peptidase activity. Gene Ontology annotation, biological process: proteolysis.